AUGAGCAAUCAAGAGUCGGGCCUGAUCUCAACCAUUAGCAAAGGUAAACAAAAAGCCGCACCUCAGUCCGACGCUGAAGACGACGACGAAGACAAAAGCGAAGACUCUGAUGAAAGCGACGGCGACCUCCCCGCACCACCUCCACCUAAGUCUAAGCGAGGACGCCCGCGAAACCCAGUGUCAUCUAACAACAGCCCGGACGGACCCACUCGAAAUCCACGCGCCACUGGCGAAGCCCGGUCAUCACGAAUCACGAUUCCUGCCACGGCGCCAACCAAAUCUCCGACCGCGCCGGUUUGCCCGACACAAGUGAUUCACAAACUGACCAAAGCACGUUUAACAGUUCAAGCGACUCGCACAGAACACUUGCCCAACGACCAAAGCCCAUUACGUCAAACUAACCUCGAACUUCGAUUGCCCCGGCGACGAUCCGAGAUUAAUCUUAAUCGGCAUCACAAAUCUUGUGAAGACUUAAUCACGCAGUCUGCUAUCGACGAUUGUUUGAGCGUUCAAACUCCUUAG
Molecule: messenger RNA, 522 nt
Organism: Puccinia triticina
Lineage: Eukaryota; Fungi; Basidiomycota; Pucciniomycetes; Pucciniales; Pucciniaceae
Exons: 4
Coding region: 1-522 (173 amino acids)
Source: RefSeq, a predicted model, not a curated record